UGUUGGCUCUGGUUGUAUGGGCCCAUCAGGCAUUUGGCUCUCUCCAAACGGUCCCGGUCAUCAGGACCACAUCUGGGAAACUGAAGGGCAUCUCUGUGUCCAGUAGCACAAAUGCUUAUCUCGGUAUCCCGUACGCCAUACCACCCCUAGGGACACUACGAUUUCAGGCACCCCGGGAGCUGAUAACUCCACUUCUCUCGCGCAAUGCGACAAGCUUCGGUCCAGCUUGUAUCCAGUUGCCUUCCUCGAACUUUUCUCCAAGUCCCACUGGAGAAAGCGAAGACUGCCUCUCUUUGAAUGUUUGGGCUUCCAAAAACAAUACAGCUGCCCUGCCUAAACGAGCUUACAACUUUACGAAUUGGGCGGAUGCUCAUCCAGAGAUAGUUUUCGUCUCCGUAAACUACCGCUUAAACCUCUUUGGAUACCCUCAGACACCUGCUAUCAAUCGACCUGAAACUAAUGCUGGCCUACGUGACCAAAGACUGGCGAUCGAGUGGGUUUUCAAGAACAUCGCCGCUUUUGGAGGAGAUCCUACUCGAGUGAUCCUCGGGGUCAGUCAGCGGGCGCUGGAAGUGCUGGAGGAUAUCUUUAUUCCCACCCGUACGACUCUCUCCUCAAUGGGGCUAUAUUGA
Messenger RNA from Acaulospora colombiana, 632 nucleotides. The record is from the annotation of a GenBank genome assembly. Lineage: Eukaryota; Fungi; Glomeromycota; Glomeromycetes; Diversisporales; Acaulosporaceae.